Dovyalis caffra is the source of this 1119-nucleotide messenger RNA. The record is from the annotation of a GenBank genome assembly. Lineage: Eukaryota; Viridiplantae; Streptophyta; Magnoliopsida; Malpighiales; Salicaceae.
AUGGGCGUUCGAUCGAUUUUCGACGUUCCAGAUGUAAGGGCAGAGUUUGAAAAAGCAGGCAUCAAUUCUCUCUUCAUUCCUUUUAUUUGGAAGUAUGUGAUUAAAAACCCUAAUUGUGAAUGGGAGCAAAUACCCGAUUUGCCCUCUGCUGCGUACCCCCUUUUGCGUUCCAAGUUCAAAAUUUUCACUUCAACUGUUGACUCCGUUAUUGAUUCAAACGAUGGGGUCACCACCAAACUUCUCAUUAAGCUUCAGAAUGGAGCAUUUGUGGAGGCGGUGAUUAUGAGGUAUGACACCCGGUUGGGGAAAUAUUGUGGGAAACCCCGUCCUGGUGGUCCAAGAUCGACUCUAUGCAUAUCAUCUCAGGUUGGAUGUAAGAUGGGUUGCAAGUUUUGUGCAACUGGAAGCAUGGGAUUCAAAAACAAUUUAUCAUCAGGGGAAAUUGUUGAGCAAUUAGUUCAUGCCUCUCACUUGUCACAAAUACGGAAUGUUGUUUUCAUGGGGAUGGGGGAACCACUGAAUAACUACUCUUCUUUGGUGGAAGCAGUACGUGUUAUGUUGGGAGCUCCAUUUCAGCUAUCUCCAAAGAGAAUUACUGUAUCAACAGUUGGAAUAAUUCAUGCUAUUAACAAGCUUCAUAAAGAUCUACCAGGUUUGAACCUGGCAGUAUCCCUACAUGCACCAGUUCAAGACAUCCGCUGUCAGAUAAUGCCUGCAGCUCGUGCUUUCCCUUUGGAAAAACUUAUGGAUGCUCUGCAAAUAUAUCAAAAGAACAGUAGGCAGAAGAUUUUUAUUGAGUACAUAAUGCUUGAUGGGGUGAAUGAUGAAGAGGAGCAUGCCCACCAGCUUGGCAAAUUGCUAGAGACAUUUGAUGUGGUUGUGAAUUUGAUACCUUUCAAUCCAAUUGGUAAUCUGAGUCAAUUCAGAACAAGCAGUGAAAUGAAAGUAUUGACAUUCCAGAAAAUUCUUAGAGGUGUCAACAACAUCCGGACAACAAUUCGUAAGGAAAUGGGUCAGGAUAUAAGUGGUGCUUGUGGUCAGCUGGUAGUCAACUUACCUGAUAAGAAGUCUACAAAUUUGGGUGUAACUGAUAUUGAAGACCUUGUUUCCCGUAGAUGA